AUGUGUCCAAAAUACCCUCUUGUCCUGAUAUUUGGGAUCAUCCUGAGUCUCCCCCAUCCGUCCUCAUCUCAGAAUUGGACAUCGUUUCAGCAGAAGCACAUUGUAGGCGCAGCAACCGUCAACUGUGACACCAAGAUGCAGAACAGCAUAUUCAUCAUAAUGGGUCGCUGCAAGCCAGUGAACACUUUCAUCGUUUCAUCUGCUACCACUGUAAAGGCCAUCUGUAGCGCGGUGUCAGGCCGCGCCGAUGUAUCAAGUUCCUCAAGGUUCCAGCUCAUCACUUGCAGACGCGCAUCUGAUGUGACUCCCCCUUGUCCAUAUAAUAUCACAAAUGACAAUAAUUUAAUCUGCAUAAGAUGCGAGAACAGACUUCCUGUGCAUUUUGUCAAAAUGGGAAAAUGUUAAGAAAUUGUUUCUUGAAAUGUUUUGCUGCAGACAAAAAUCUUGUUUUGC
This is a messenger RNA of Nanorana parkeri, 453 nucleotides long. Its product is annotated as sialic acid-binding lectin-like. Lineage: Eukaryota; Metazoa; Chordata; Amphibia; Anura; Dicroglossidae. The record is from RefSeq and is a predicted model, not a curated record. Bases 1 to 405 code for a protein of 134 amino acids. The transcript has a single exon. Gene Ontology annotation, molecular function: nucleic acid binding.